UCUGUGUUCCUCGCCGCGGUCCUCGCGGUCCCCUCGCAGGCGCUGCACUUCUUCAUCGACGGCGCCGUCCAGAAGUGCUUCUUCGAAGAGCUACCAAAGGACACGCUGGUCGUUGGCCACUACGACGCCAAAGUCUGGGACGACGCCGCAAAGAACUACAUCUCCAAGCCCGACGUCGGCGUCUUCAUCACCGUCGAGGAGACCUUCGACAACAACCACCGCGUCGUCGCCCAGCGCGGCUCCGGCACCGGCAAAUUCACCUUCAGCGCUGCCGACAGCGGCGAGCACCGGCUCUGCGUGGUGCCCCAGAAUGUCCAGCAGGGUGGCGCAUGGUUCGGCAGCGGUGUCCACGCGAGCGUCAAGUUCACGCUAGACCUGGCCAUCGGGGAGACCAGCAAGAUUGAGAGCACGGACAAGACCAAGCUCGAUGAUCUGUCACAGAAGGUCCGGGAUCUGAACAGCAGGCUGCAGGAUGUGCGGCGGGAGCAGAUUUUCCAGCGGGAGCGCGAGGCCGAAUUCCGCGACCAGUCCGAGCACACCAAUGCCCGCGUCGUGCGGUGGACCCUCAUCCAGCUCGCCGUCCUCGGCAUCACCUGCGCCUGGCAGCUGUCGCAUCUGCGCGCCUUCUUCAUCAAGCAGAAGCUCACGUAAGAAGGGUCUACUACGAGGCGCGGAAGGUGUGAGGCAAUACCAUGUACGGCUGGGAAAAGGUUCGCGCAGGUCUUACGGGCUUUUGGGUGCAUUGGCGGGCUGUACUGUAGGAAUUCGCGGCGUUACUUGGGUCUCGAUUAGCGAUGGCGAUAGAAUUGAUGCACGUUGUCAUGUCAGGUGGACUGCAAUGCGAGUGAAGUGCGUGGGGAUCAACGAUGGCACUGCGGUGCGAGGGUGUUGUCCCCAGAUGAGCUGCCGCGGUCAUCGUACAGUGUGCCUACAGCGGUUGCCACUUGCCCACACGUUCAGCCAUGUGCAAGCGGGCUGCUCCAGGCACUUAGUCCCGCAAUAGUUCCUCGCAUAGCUGUCUCAAUCCAACCGACCUCCAGUCCUUGGGCAGCCUACUAUACAUGAUGCCGAAUG
Messenger RNA from Paraphaeosphaeria sporulosa, 1074 nucleotides. RefSeq lists its product as uncharacterized. Gene Ontology annotation, cellular component: endoplasmic reticulum-Golgi intermediate compartment; Golgi apparatus; endoplasmic reticulum. The record is from RefSeq and is a predicted model, not a curated record. The annotation marks the transcript as partial. Gene Ontology annotation, biological process: endoplasmic reticulum to Golgi vesicle-mediated transport; Golgi organization; intracellular protein transport. NCBI's taxonomy places the organism in Eukaryota, Fungi, Ascomycota, Dothideomycetes, Pleosporales, Didymosphaeriaceae. The transcript has 3 exons.